This is a messenger RNA of Strongylocentrotus purpuratus (purple sea urchin), 4096 nucleotides long. RefSeq names its product phosphorylase b kinase regulatory subunit alpha, liver isoform-like. The transcript has 25 exons. Gene Ontology annotation, molecular function: calmodulin binding. Lineage: Eukaryota; Metazoa; Echinodermata; Echinoidea; Camarodonta; Strongylocentrotidae. The record is from RefSeq and is a predicted model, not a curated record. Gene Ontology annotation, cellular component: phosphorylase kinase complex. Gene Ontology annotation, biological process: glycogen metabolic process. Bases 123 to 3902 code for a protein of 1259 amino acids.
GAAGAAUGGCGAAAAUGUAAACACGAAAAUCGUGUGUCCUCUUGAUCUAGACUUUGCGGAAGAAAAUAGAAAUACUCAUGAGUCUUAGUGAAAUCGGCUAACGGAACGUCGAAUAUUUCAGAAUGAGGAGCAGAAGUAAUUCAGGAGUUCGACUAGAUUACUACUAUCGUCUAGUUUCAGAGACAAUUCUUGCUUAUCAGAACCCUAUAUCUGGUUUAUUACAAGCAACUGCAGACCAAAAGCAUGCCUGGGUGAGGGAUAAUGUGUACAGCAUCAUCUCUGUCUGGGGCCUGGCCUUGGCCUAUCGCAAGCAGGCGGAUCUGGAUGAAGACAGGGCCAAAGCUUACGAGCUGGAACAGCGAGUUGUAAAGCUGAUGCGUGGCCUGCUAACGAGUAUGAUGAAACAGGUGGACAAGGUAGAAUCCUUCAAACUCACCCAAAGCCCUGGAGACUGCCUGCAUGCCAAGUACGACAGUGAGACAGGGGAUACGUGUGUCAGCGACAGUGAAUGGGGACAUCUUCAGCUGGAUGCUACAUCUCUCUACCUGCUGCUCCUCUCACAAAUGACUGUGUCUGGUCUGCAGAUAGUAUUCACAUUAGAUGAAGUGGCAUUUAUCCAAAACCUUGUCUUUUACAUCGAAGAAGCUUACAGGAUAGCGGAUUAUGGUGUAUGGGAGAGAGGAGACAAGACCAAUCAUGGUCAACCAGAAUUGAACUCCACCUCUAUAGGAAUGGCCAAGGGUGCUAUGGAGGCGAUCAAUGAUUUAGACCUGUUUGGAGCUAGAGGUGGUAGGAAGUCAGUCAUCCAUGUUCACUCUGAUAAAAUAGCCCAAUGUCAAGCCAUCCUUCACUCCAUGCUGCCUCGGGAGUCAAGUUCAAAGGAGAUAGAUGCAGGGUUGCUAAGUGUCAUUGGUUACCCUGCCUUCGCAGUGGAUGAUGAAUCCAUUAUCAACGUGACAAGACAACAGAUCCUAGACAAGCUCCAAGGGAGAUAUGGGUGCAAGCGAUUCCUCAGAGAUGGACACCAAACUGCUAAAGAGGACCCGAACAGACUGUACUACGAGCCUGCAGAACUGAAGGUCUUUGAGAACAUUGAGUGUGAGUGGCCUCUGUUCUGGACUUACCUUGUCCUGGAUGGUAUCUUUAGAGGCAGCAAAGAACAGGUGGAUGAAUACAGUGAAGCCCUUGAGGAACUCAUUCAAAGGAACCCCAAUGGCACCAAGGUCAUGCCAGAACUCUACUAUGUACCAGCUGAUAAGGUUGAGCUGGAAUACAAGAACCCUGGCAGCCAGGACCGUUUACCCGGUGGUAAGAUGCCUCAGCUGUGGGGGCAGUCCCUGUACAUCCUGGGCUGUCUCCUCAGGGAAGGUUUCAUAGCACCGGGUGAGAUUGACCCCCUCAACAGACGACUCUCUACGGAACCCAAACCGGAUCUUGUCAUUCAAGUUGCAUUAUUGGCCGAAGAUAAUUACAUUCAGGAAAAGAUGAAAGAACACGGCAUCCAGAUCCAGACGGUAGCAGAGGUCGCUCCUAUCAAAAUACGUCCUGCGAAGGCGCUGUGCAAUAUAACAAGACUCAUGGGUCACAAUGAUAAACUUGGAUUAUCUGGAAACGUGAAGAAAGAAGUGGGUAUCCUUAGCACCAGUAAACUCUACGCAAUCCAUGAAAAAAUCAUAGCUUUUCUACCACAGUUCUUGGACCAUCAUCAGUUCUACCUUGCCCUUGACAAUGACCUUCUAGCCAGCAUCUGUAUGAAUGACAUGUCCUAUCUCAGGUAUAACUGGAGAGAGCUGGGUCGACCAACCAUGUGCAUAGAGGUCAGGCACAGCAUGAUGGAAGAUGAUGAUGUCCAGAGAGCCAUGAUCAACAUCUUUCAAAAGUUUCAAUCUGGAUAUGUGAACGGUGUUCAGGUCCAGUUGAGGAAUCUAUCUGACAUCAUCAAUACAUCAUGCAUAGAGAAACUGAGCUAUCUGGAGGGCUUUUCCACCUCAGGUUCAGAACUCUCUCAGGCCCUAGAGCCAUCCAGCGACUCCUCUGUCCCCGAGCCUUGCCUACGAGGUGCAAAGCAAUUAGACCCCACCGCCUCCCACCACCAUCACCACGGCAACCACCAUGACCUUCAACAGCAUCUGCACAUCCUGCACCAGGAGCAACUCCAGCAGUCCUCCGAUGAAGAUGAAGGAGGGAUUCACCUCUUGACCUCGACCCCGAUAGAGAUUCCACGAUCAUCAUCUAUUCACACGCUGGAUAAGGGCACGGGAGAUAACCCCCGGUCCUCCUCCCGUUUCCAUGGCAUCGUCCAAAGAACAAGGUCCAUCUACAUAGAAGAGAGCUCCGCUAAUCCAGAUGAUACAGACUCGCGUGAAACUGUCUUUGAGAAUACCGGCAUUGAAAUUCCGCUCUCGUCAUCUCCGGGUAAAUUUCACCUGCGUCCAGACGCUGAUGGGUCGUUUGGCUCUCCUAUGAAGAGGACACCAUCUUGGUUCGAGUACAAGGAGUUGGAGGAGAUCUAUAAAGGCCAGGAAGCUGCCCAGUUAGUCCAACAGCUUCAGGAGUCAGACUCUCUGCAUGAACAGGCAGACAUAGUUCACUACCUGUAUGAGUCAAAGGGUAUGGAUUGGGACACCAAAAUCAAUGGUAAACCUGGAGUGACUGUCAAGGCAUUGAUUGAGGAGCUUUAUUACAAGAGUGCCCAUCACAAGACUUGGUCCGUGGUGCGUCACACGGCCGGUAUCCUCUGCAAGAGGGUGGAACACCUUGCCAAGUCAGUGACUGACCUCUUAGUAAGGCAGAAGCAGGUGUCGGUGGGUCUACCCCCAGAGCCCAGGGAGAAGAUCAUCACUGCACCCCUCCCACCGGAGGAACUAGAGACACUCAUCUAUGAGGCCUGCGGAGAGGAUCGUAGCUCGGCUGUGCUUACACAGGAAUUACUGAUCUACCUCUCCAUGUUCAUCUGUACGGAGCCGAAUCUCUUCACUGAGAUGUUGAGACUGAGGGUGGGCCUGAUUGUACAGGUCAUGACCUCUGAACUUGCUAGAGCCAUGGAAUGCGAAGUGAAUGAAGCAUAUGAGCAGCUGGUGACAUUAAGUCCUUUUGAAAUUAAGGAUCUUCUGCAUCACAUCCUCAGCAGUAGAGAAUUCAUGGUCAACACAACAUCACAUCGUGCUGGUACAAUGGAACGCCAGCUGUCUAUUGUGAGUUCACGAUCCAACAAGUUCCAUGGGAUGUCGUACCUCAAGGGUCAGAUAUCCACAAGUUCCUCAGACAAGCCCUAUUCGACUGUGAGUGGUGACUUGAUGGAGGAGGAGCUGACGGAGCGUCAGGGUCAGUGGUUGAGGAGAAGACGGUUAGAUGGCGCCCUCAACAGGGCACCUCCAGACUUUUACUUUAAAGUUUGGAAGAUUCUAGAAAAGUGUCAAGGCCUACGUAUUGUGAGUCACUUCUUACCCCAGCACCUGACCCGUGAGAUGACCCCUCAUGAGUUCAAGUUUGCCCUGAGAGUGGAAGAGGUUCUCAACAGGAUUCCUGAGCAGGAGUACCGCCAGCUGAUGGUGGAGUGCUUGAUGGUUAUCUCUCUCGUCGUUGAGAAUGAGUGGUUACAUAACCUUGGAGGGGUCAUAGCAACAGACAGACUGGUAGCAGAGGCUAAUGAACUCUUCUUACAAGAUCAGGUGACCUAUGAUGGUGAUGCUACCCUCUGCUGUGCGACCCCUGACCGUAGAGGACCUUCACCUCUUCCUCUGACCUGUGGCGGCAUUGCAGGUAUAUGCCUCCACUUCUAUGAUACUGCCCCCAUUGGCCGCUAUGGAACAAUGACAUACCUUGCUCGUGCUGUUGCCAAGCAACUCAACUUGACGCAGCAUUUUGGUGCUGAUGCUAAGGUGGAAUGCAAAGUUAGCUGAUUAUUUGAAUAAAAUUGAUUUGGGGGUUUGGGGAAAGGAAGGCAUUUACUUUUCUUUAUUAUUACUUAUUGCUGGUCUAUUCUAAUUAUGAUAAUUCAUACAAAAUCAUGAAGGAAGGAGGGUUCUUACAGAUUUGAAAGAUUUACAGAUUUCCUUCAAUUUUUGCUAAUUUGUAAAUUGAAUGUGCUUGUAAU